This is a messenger RNA of Sesamum indicum (sesame), 1734 nucleotides long. Its product is annotated as ARM repeat superfamily protein. Gene Ontology annotation, molecular function: protein binding. The record is from RefSeq and is a predicted model, not a curated record. Lineage: Eukaryota; Viridiplantae; Streptophyta; Magnoliopsida; Lamiales; Pedaliaceae.
UACCCCCCCACAGCUCUCCAUCAGUCUCUCGCUCUCAAGCGUGCUCUCUCUCUCUCUUAAUCAUAAACACCGAGUAGGCGAGUACCGAUCUGCGGCGAGAUAUGGGGCCAGCGAAGGCGGCGUCCCGUACAAUAUCGCAGCAAGCGUUCGACGAAAUGGUGCAAGAAAACAUAGAUGACCUCGGCAUGGACCCCACCGAAGCUCUCGAGGACGCCAUACAGACCCUCACUCUUCAAGGCGUCGAUCUCUCUGGUAUUGUGACUUGCGUUCCGGGAGAAAGCAAUCCGGUGAUGGAGUGUUUGGGAAAAUUGAGAGAGGAGAAGACAUUGCCGGAAAUUGUGGAGUUGUUAGAUGAAUUGAGUGUCUUGUGCUGUGAUAAAGCAUCGGGGAACGCGGCCAUUGCGACAAAAAAUGGAGCUGUAGAAUUGGUGAUUUCUAUUUGUUCAAAGCUGCGCGGUGGGGGUUUAGCUUCUGCAUUAAAUGCCAUGGCUGCAGUAGUUCAUGAUCUUCAAAGUUCUGAAACAUUUAAGGAGAAUGGUGGACCAAAGAUUGUUGUCGGUAUCCUGACCAAUGAAAGUGAAGAUGGGAAGAUCUUGGAUGCAUGUUUUUCAGUUGUUGCUGCAGCUGCAACUGGGAAUGAAGUUCUGAAGGAGUCAUUCAUGGACUUGAAAAUUGAUGAGCUAAUAGUCAAGAGUCUGAAAGAACACAAUGGAGAGAGCAUUCCUAGCAUAUAUGAUGCUAUACGAGUUAUCUUAUCAUCUGAUGACAAUCGUGUUGUAGCCUCACAAGUUUUUGGUUAUGCUCGGAAAUUCGCUAAGCUAGGAAUAACAGAGAUUCUUGUAGACUCACUUCGUGCAGGACUCAGUUCUCCUUGUCUAAUAUCAGCUAGCAUUGCUUUGAAGGCGGUGGCUGUCAAUGACGAGAUUUGCAGGUCAAUUGCUCAUAAUGGGGGUAUAGAUGUGAUCCUCCGCUGCGUUGAUGAUAGUGGCGUACAGGGCAACAGUGCUGUGGCAAGAACUUGCUGCUCUUUGUUGUCUAAGCUUGCAGGAAGUGAUGUGAAUAAGACUACUAUUGUUGAAAUGAAAGGCAUGGAUAGGCUUGUAAAUCUUUCAGCAAGAUUUGCUGACGAUCCUUUGGUGCUGCAAGAGGUGAUGUCGAUUAUAUGCACGCUUUGUUUGAGGUCCCCUGAGAACGCAGCCCGUGCAAUUGAAUCUGGAGCUGGGGACCUUGCCAUUCAAGCUAUGCAAAAGUUUCCACAGUUGGAUCAACUGCAAAGAAGCUCUUGUUUCAUGAUCAGGAAUCUUGUGGUUAGAAAUCCAGAAAAUAGAAAACUUCUGCUGAGUAAUGGCAUCGAGGAACUAAUCAGAAGGGCAAAGCAAAGCCACAAGAACUGCAAAGAUGCAGCCACUGAUGCAUUAAGGGAUUUAGGAGUGGAUAAUUAUAACUCAUGAGCACACCAACCACCACAUUUCAUUUUGAAGCCGGGUUAGGUUGUGUGCCCUCAGAAGGGGAAAAAGAAAAAAAAGGAAGAAGAAGAAAGAAACAGGAUUUCAGCGUCAGGGACGGAAUCAUGUUGUUGUAUUGAUUGAUGUCUUGCAUUGGAUGGUGAGUAAUGUAUUGAAUGGGUGUUAGUGUAUGUUGUCGUCAAUCAUCACUUUGUAACACAUCAAUGUACGUUAAUGGAGGGUACUAAUCUGUAAUCCCAUAAUGCAUUGUCCAUAUGUUCCACGACAA